Molecule: messenger RNA, 3780 nt
Organism: Colletotrichum orchidophilum
Lineage: Eukaryota; Fungi; Ascomycota; Sordariomycetes; Glomerellales; Glomerellaceae
Exons: 4
Coding region: 1-3780 (1259 amino acids)
Biological process (GO): protein import into nucleus; nuclear pore organization
Cellular component (GO): nuclear pore transmembrane ring
Molecular function (GO): structural constituent of nuclear pore
Source: RefSeq, a predicted model, not a curated record
AUGAGCGCAACACCGAGACAGCGGACUGGUGGGUUUCCACAAACACCAGCCCGACGACAGGACCCCGAUCCGAACUCCUCCAUCUCCUCUCAGAAGAGCCACCGCGCAUCUUCGCUCCCUCAAGCUCCUGAAAGCGCGACUCGAACUGGCCCUGCGAGCGAGCCUGUCAUCCCGUUGACGAUCCUCGAUGCUCCUCAACAACGCUUCUACGCCUUCGCCAUAUACGUUGGGCUGUUGGCAUGGAGAUUCUACGACUGGAUCAAGCUUGUGGAGGACAACGAUACAUCGGCAUGGCUGUUCCUGAAAUGGGUCUUCAUCGACUUUGGCUUUCUUUUCGGCCUACCGGAAAUGAGGAUACCAUGGUUGGAGUUGUCACAGCCUGUGGUUACGGUCAUUUUCCUGCUUCACGCCUUCUUCAACUUCAUGUUGAUGUUCAACAUUCCGCUCCCGUUGCAACCAUGGCUUGUUGGCUUUCUCAAAGUCUUCUACGACCGGGAAUUGGCUGUCUCUGAGAAUACCGUCAAGGUCUCAAGCAUUCUACAUAAUCAUUCCUUGAUCAUGGGAAGGCAGAUCAUCAACAUUUUGCCGGAAGGCUCUGCGGUUCUCAACUUUGAGCAAACUCCAUUCUGCAUCGGCGAAGGGCGCGAAAGUAUUCGGCUGCCCAUACAGUUUAACUCUACGGUACCCGCUGAGAUGGAGCUCAUCCGCAUCGACCUCGAUACCAACCAGGAAGAGACGAUCAAGCUAUCAAGCAGGGAGAUUCGCAAAAUUGCCAAGCAAAUUAAGGACCAAACGGCGGAAUCAAAUCCACUUGCUCACUCCAUCGAGUAUCCAGUCAAGAAAACUGGUGUGUACCGUCUGGGCAAAGUCCUGGAUGAAUAUAAGCUUGAGGUCCAACGCACAACAAGGGACACUUAUGUUGUGCCGUGCCCGAAAGCAGGUUUCCGGACGCCCGAUAAAGAGGACCGGUGUAUUAGGGACUUGUCCAACCUGCUGGUUGACGUUACCGGAACGCCCCCUCUCAAAAUUGUCUACAGCCGGACGGGCAAAGACAAUGACCGCAGCUUCCACUUCCAAAGCCUACAGCCCGAAGACUAUACUUCGCCUUUACUCGGUACGCCUUCAUCUUCAUUGACUCACGUAGGCGACGAAGACAUUUCCUGGGUUAAGCCCCAUACUGUGGCGGUGCGCAUCAACGAGACCCUGGAUAGUCCAGGACAGUGGCAGUAUGCCGUGGACGAGGUCACUGACGGCUUCGGCAACGUUCAGAAGUACGCUCCAUCUGCCGAAGAUGCUGAAGUCCGUCCCCGGCCUAAGCAUCUGGCACGCAACUUUUUUGUCAAGGAGCGACCGAGGGCUCGGCUGCAAGACUGUGAUCUUCGCAGACCGGUCAAAGUUGCCAAGGGCCAAAAGGCGAGACUCCCAGUCAGUUUCUCGAUAGCUGGCAAGAACCCGGAUACUUCGCACACAUUGACUUGGGAAUUCUCGCCCAUAGACUCUUUGACCAACAGUGGAGACCAUGGCGACCAGGUUUCCUUGGGUUCUUACACCGCUUCCAACUCUCACGACAAGCCAUACGUCUCGGAGCCUGGUCUUUACACACUCAAAACCGUCUCCAGUGGCUCGUGCGAUGGAGAGGUACAAGAGCCAUCAUCUUGCUUAUUGCUCAAUCCACUCGAGCCCCAACUUGCUCUCCGUUCCGAGGAGAUACCGGAUAAAUGUGCGGGUAACUCAGUGGGACUUCGAGUUGAUUUGGAUUUCAUCGGAACGCCUCCAUUUGUGGUUCGGUACGACGUUGUCGACGAACAAGGCAAGACCCGACACGAGCGAGUUGAAGCAAAGAGCCUUAGACAACAAGUCGAACUGAGGCCCACCGCAGCCGGUCACCACAAGUACAUAUUCAAGCAGAUCGAUGAUGCUAUCUACAAGGGCCAACCUCUCGGCCCCGACAUGACUUUGGAAACGGACGUCAAGCCGGCGGCCUCUGCUGUCAUUUCGCACCCAACCGGACUCAAGAGCGCCUGUCUCGAACAGGAGGUUGAAGUAGACAUCCUCCUCUUCGGCGAUGCCCCCUUUACGCUCGAAUGGGAGCUGGUUCACGAUGGCAAACGUAAGUCGGAGCGCGUCACCGACAUCGAGGGGUCAACAUACAAGAUCAAGACAAAGCCUCUUGCUAAGGGCGGAGAAUAUACACUCGCUCUCAACAGUGUCCAGGAUAAGUCUGGCUGUCGCACGUUCCUGAAGGAUGAGCUCAAGAUCUCGGUCAGGCGACAGCGGCCUCGCGCAGCAUUCGGCCUGCUCGAGAACAAGCGCAUCACCAAGGUGAUUGAACACGCCGAUGUUAAGUUACCUUUGCGUCUCCAAGGCGAAGGACCUUGGACGGUUUCUUAUCGCAACGUCGAUGUAAAUGAUGAUAUCUACGAGAAGACGUUGAGGAAUGGCAAUGAUGUCCUUCAUGUCAGGUCUCGAGGCAUAUUCGAGAUCGUCAACGUGAAAGACAAUCAGUGUCCUGGUGUGGUGGACCCCCAGGCUUCCAAGUUCGAGGUCGACUGGUACCCUCGUCCAGAGAUCACUGUGGUGCCCUCUGAUACCAUCGUCUCGGAGAAGGGCAAAUUCGUCAAACGUGAUGUAUGUGAAGGGGACAUCGAUACUUUCGAGGUCAACCUCAAGGGUUCGGCCCCGUUCCAUGUCGACUAUAACAUUCAGCAUAAAUCGGCCCAGGGCUAUGCCUCGACCAGCAAGAGGGAUUUCGAUACGUCUCUCAACAAAGCGUCCAUUCCGAUGGAUACUUCCAAAUCUGGAGAGUAUACGUACCAGUUCUCCGCUCUGGCAGAUAAUCUCUACAAUAGCGAGAAGAACUCCCGCUCUCUGAUUCUUGAUCAAAGGGUCAACGCUAAGCCAUCCGCUGCCUUCGUUAAGCCGGGGCAAUCAUUCAAGUACUGCAAGACCGAGCAAGACAAAGAAGACACGAUUCCGAUCACCCUGAACGGCGUGGCUCCAUUCUACGUCGAGAUCGAGAUCAAGCAUCACAGUGGAACUGUACCUGAAACAUACAGAAUCCCUUCUAUUCAGGACAACACAUACGGCAUACACAUUCCUAGGCAGCAUUUACGACUUGGAAUCCAGCACGUUCGCAUCCGCGAAGUUAGAGAUGCCCGUGGAUGUCAAAAGAAGUAUGAGAUUGGUGCGCCAUCUGUGCAAGUCCAUCUCCAUGACGCCCCCGCCAUUUACCCUCUGGAAAGCCGAGGAGAUUAUUGCGUCGGUGAACGUAUCGCCUAUACGCUUUCCGGCACGCCUCCUUUUGAAAUUUGGUACGACUUUCAGGGCCAGCAACGCAAGGCCAAGUCUAGCACAACCAACUUCCGUCGUAUCGCCGAGUCCCCUGGCGAAUUCACCAUCACCUCCAUCUCUGACAAGGCCUCUGAGUGCCGCGCCUCUGUCGACAUCACCAAGACUAUUCACCCUCUGCCCGCCGUCAAGAUCAGCAGGGGCCGACAGACCCGCGUGGAUAUCCAUGAAGGCAACGAAGUGGAGAUCCUUUUCGAGUUUUGGGGUACUCCGCCGUACGAAUUCACGUACACUCGCAGCUCGAAUGCCCGCAAGGGCCAGAAGAGCGUUGUUCUCGAAACGCGGCACGACGUUUCCUAUGAGAGCAGCAAGAUCAUCCGCGCGAGCCAAGAAGGUACAUAUGAGGUGGUCGCCAUCAAGGAUAAGUACUGUGCCUUCUCUACUCAGCAGGUUGCCGACAGUGGCAAGGACCAGAAGCUGCUCAAAUACUAG